Paramecium pentaurelia is the source of this 615-nucleotide messenger RNA. The record is from the annotation of a GenBank genome assembly. NCBI's taxonomy places the organism in Eukaryota, Ciliophora, Oligohymenophorea, Peniculida, Parameciidae.
AUGAAAAAAUUUUAGUUUUUUGACAAAAAUAUUCGAUAGCAAAGACCAGAAUUGAAUUUCUGUACAUUCAAUUAUGUCUUUGCUGAGUAUAUUAAUUCAAUAUAUUUAGAUACAUAUGCUAUUUGAAGAGGAAACAUGGGAAUGAUUAUAAUGAGAUGAACUCUAAGAUGGAACAAUUAGGAGUGUCAGUAGGAAUUCGACUCUAUGAAGUAGUCAGUUUAAGGGAAAGAAAUAAGAGGGAAACAAAAUUAGUUGAAUAAUUGAGAUUCAUUUAAGGGAUUGUAAAUUAAAUAUGCAAUUGUAGUUUUGGAAACAUCUCUUUGGAAGACAAGCAGAAUCUAUUGAAAAAUUGAAAGAUAGACCUAAUGAUUAUCUUAUUAGAGAUGAAAAUCCUUUACUUCUUAAAUAUAUCUCAGAAGAAGGACAUAUUUCACCUGCAUAAUUUAUGUGUGGAAUUCUAAAAGUAUGAAAUAAUUAAAAUUCUGUAAGGGAGUCUUGAAUGCUUCUGGUUUUACAUGCUAAGUUUCAUAUUAAUUCAAGACUGAUGAAAGAGGUGUAAGUUAUUAUCCACACACUGUAUUUAUCUUGAGUUUCGAAGAUGCCAGAGAUUUAUGA